Molecule: messenger RNA, 5952 nt
Organism: Neospora caninum
Lineage: Eukaryota; Apicomplexa; Conoidasida; Eucoccidiorida; Sarcocystidae
Product: gf17338, related
Exons: 5
Coding region: 1-5952 (1983 amino acids)
Cellular component (GO): nucleus; cytoplasmic ribonucleoprotein granule
Molecular function (GO): protein binding; RNA endonuclease activity; mRNA binding
Source: RefSeq, a predicted model, not a curated record
AUGGAGGAGGAUGUCAGUUCCCGUCGAGGCCGCUCGAGGGCUUCCAAUCCGCCACACGCUUCUCGAUCGGCGCCGAGAUCUCGUCGCCCAGAGCAGCCGCUUUUCAUCCCCCGUUGUCUGCAGCCGCCCCCCACGGACUCCAGCCUUCCUUCGCCCGUCUCUUCCUGUGGCUCGGUGCGAGGUGAGGAAGAUUGUCGCGGCGUUCGGCACGUGGAGGAACCUCUCGAGUUUCUCCAGGCUGAGUACGCGCGGCGCGAGGAAGGCCGGGGCUUGCGCUUGCAGGCUGGGCGGUCGAUGCGCGCCGAUCGCCUGGACGAAGAGGAGACGCGCGAGCGCCGAGAGUGGGAAGCGGAAGUUUCCCGGCGGCUGCAAGGCCGCCCAAACGUCGCUCCGCCCCGCACACCUUUUGUGCGUCUCGAGCAGGCGCAGCGCCUGUAUCACCUCUUCGCCGCGAGCGCGGCGCCGCAGCCUCGCAGAGUCGCGACGGCAGAGACGGAAGAGACAGAGCGCGAAGGAGACGACCCCGCGGAGACUCCAGCAGAGGCGAGCCGCGGAGAGGCGACCGGCGCAGAAAGCGACACGUCGUCGCAAGCCUCGCCUUCGGCCGGUGGUCGGGAGCGGCGAGCCGCCGAGAAGACGAGACAGGCUCGCAAGGUCGCGCGGAAGGGACGCAGCGGGGUCUCGCCGGCCAGGGUCGACCGCGGGGGGCUUAAGGCAAAGCGCAGUAGCCACGGAGAGAAAGCGAGAGACCUUGGAGAGACGCCUUUCUCAGACCCGCUCUUCUUCGCCGGCGACACGGUGAAGACUGCCGCACGGCGCAUCGUGGAGGGUGCCGGAACGAUCGUGGGGCGUGCAGUGCUCAACAAGUUUUGGCAGCGACACCAAAAGGGAAUAAAGCAGCUGCAGAUCUUGCUGUGCGAACAACAGGAAAACGUCGCGCGCGAGGAAGAGCGAAAGGCUGGCCUUCUCGCCUCACUCUCGACCGUGCCGCCCGCAGCGCGCGAAGGAAUCCUCGCCGGCGUCGAACGCGCUGUCGACGAAGCCAGGCGAGUGCACGUCGAACUCGAAACCGAACUUCUCCGCGCUGUCGAUGACGCCACUGCGGUGUACAGACAGCUACACGAGACCGUCCGCGAAGAGGCUCUAGACCCCGUACCGGAUCUCCCGAGAGACAAACAACUGGAGAGAGAUGGACCUGGAGAGGCGAAGGCAAAAGGAAAAAAAGAGACAGACGAAGAAGAAAAAGACGCAGAAAAAGCAGGUGGGAGACAGCAGGAUGCGGGAGGCGGCGGAGUAGAGGAAGCGGAGCGAAGGGAGGCAGCUAGACAGCGGAACAGAUGCGCGCAACAUCUUCUCGCCUUGCUCUCCAGCAUCUUGGGAGAUUUGCACAGAUACCGCGAACAACUGGAUCCUCCACUUCCUUGCGGCGCUGCGCCCGCCGACGCCUUGAAUCGCCUCGCUCUCCCGCAGAUCUCAGGACUGUCUCUGCCGGCGGCGGAGCGCGUCGAGGCUCCGCAUGCAGUUUGUCCUCUUCUCGCGUCGCGGAAUGCUCCCCAGGGAGCCUCGCGCGACCCUGACGUCCUCGAGGGCGUCGCGCGUCUGCUGCUGGGUCCGUGCCUCUCGCUCUCGCUGCGCCAGGCCUUUCUCUGCUACGCGGAGAGUCUCAGCCUCUUCCCGCACGAUGGUUUCGUCUUUAACCAGAUGGCGACGCUCUGCUCGAAGUUGCAACAGCACGCGCAGCGGCGCUUCAGUGUCGCGACAGCCGGAGACGCGGCGGGCUGUCAAGAUAGAGCCGGGCACAGCGCGCGCGAAGGCCUCGAGGGUAGCUGCGCCGUCACUGUCCAGGCUCUCGCUGCAGUCUACUGGUGCCUGCGUGCACAUCUGUGCGCCUUUCCCCUGCGGUCGACCGACGGCCUGGCGCUCCUGCUUCAGCGUCUCUCUGCGCGAGACGACAGCCACGUUCAACAGCGGGCCGGGGCCUGCGAAGCAGUCAGCGUCGCCGGCGGAGUGUCCGUACACUCGGGCGUGUGGAGCUCGAAGGCGCAAGUUCAGGAGCACCGGAAGGCGGCGCUGGCGAUAACGCGGAAUCCGUUGGCGGUCUUUGUGUCUUUUUAUUUCCGUCUCUUGCACCAUCUCCAGAGCCGCGUCGACCUCCCACACUUCCACGUCCACGCCGCGGAGUGUCUCGCAGCGCUUCGUCACCUCCAGGGUGUAUGGACACCCCACACGCCCCAACACGAGGCCUUUUGGCUCCUCAUUUUGAUGUCUCCACUGCUGGUUUCGCUCGCGUCAGCCGGCGGAUGUUUCCGCAUGCAGGCGCAAGUUGCAGAGGCGCUCGCGGCGAAGAGGGGAGGUUGGCGCUCCGGCGCCGUCGCGGCAGGCGGGGAGAAGGAAGACGCCGCCGCCGGGGAGGCGCGACCGACGAGGGGAGACAGACGAGACCCUGCGCCGCGAGAGACAGGUGCGCCAGAAAAGCGAGACCAGGAUGUGCUGAACACUUCUGCGACUGUGCGAAUGUACACAGCCGUUGCGUCGUCCCUCCGACGCGUCGAUGGGCUAGACGAGGCAGUCGAGAAGCUGGUGACAACACGGCAAGGACGGAAACCAAACUCCCGACAGAGACGCGAAACAGGUGAACAGCGCGCGGCCAGCGAAGAACCAGCUGACAGAGAAACGGACAGCGAUGACGACGCAGGACGCAAGGGAGAAGCACCAGCAGAAGAGGAAGAAGGAGAAGACGAGGGAGCGGAGGGAAACGCAGGAGAGGAUGAGGGAGAUGAGAGGCUGCGGCUUUCCCUCCAUUUUUGCUGCGACAUUGCGCUCGCGCUCACGACCAAGGCGAUCGCUUUAAUUCGAAGAGUUAAAGCGCAGAAGCGAGAAACCGCGAACCCACAAAGCCUGCCCACGGUGUCUCCAGGCCUCCGCGGGCCGGAACCAAAACCGGCGGACCGAAAACAGCCGGCGAGAGGAUGGACGGAGAGCGAUGCGUUUCCCCAAUCGUCUCAGGAUCAGCAUCGGAGCACAAGCGGGGCUUCCGAAGAACACAUACAAGGCGUGGAGCUCUCUUCCCAACUGUCUACUCUUCUCGCUCCCAUCUGUAUCUGCAUCUUCUUUCUGCGUGCCCAUCCGCGUUUGUUUUUUUCGGAUGCAUUUGCUGGCGUGAGCGCUCUCCGACGUCAAGUGGCGACUGCGGCUGUGUUGCUCUUUCCUCCGAUCCUCGACGAAGAAAAGGCGACGCAGCGAGAAAGCUCGCUUCUAGGUCUUCUUCGCCACAAACUCCCCGAGGACUUCCUUCUGCUCGGCCUCCUAGACUUCCCUCUCUGCUUCCCUCCUGAAACGCCCUACAUGUCCGACUCCUCUUCUUCCUCUCCUUCCUCUUCUUCUUCCUCUUCCUCCCGUCCCUCCUCUUCUUCCUCCUCUUCUUCGUCUUCUUCCUCUUCUUUGUCUUUCUCUUCUUCUCAGAGGCUAGGAGGACGGUCGACGAAGGCACAGCGCGUGGGUGGUGAGGACGGAACCGAGAGAAGAGAAGAAACGGAGGCUGAGGAAGGAAGGGAAGAAAGACGUUCGUGCGGAGAGGACGACGGUGAUGGGAGCGGCGAGGAAUUUGUGCUUUUAGAUAAGCCGAUCUUGCUCAUCCCGCCUGAGACCAGAUGCGACGGUUCGCAGCCUCCACCGACAGUUUCUCUGCAUACGACCGCUUCCUCUUCUUCCUCGUCGUCUUCUUUUUCUUCUGCGUUUGAGAAGGGGGAGCGCGCGAGUACAGAGAAGGCUGCCGGGGAAGGCGGCGUCGCAGCGGAGGGCCUUCGUGCGACAAAGGCGCUUGACUUGGACGCGACGGCAGGCCGCCCGCGCGGCAUCGCUUCGCGGUCCGCGUCGACGCGCCAGCCUCCGCGUCUCUUUCCGUCUCCUGCUGUUUCCUGCGCUGUCGAGACCGCCUGCAGCGCCUUCUUUCAGGUUCGGUGCGCGCGCCUGUGGGCUCUGUGUGUCGAUACACCUGAGUUCCAAGACAUGUUCCAGUACGCCCAUCAGGUGUCCCUGCAGCACCGCGAGAAACUGUUUCUUCUGCAGCUGCGCCGCGAGCGCGAACGCCACCACCGCGAGCGGCUCGCACUGCAACUGGACGCGGAACGCGGGGCGGACGACACAGUGACGGCCGAAGGAAAAGCCAGCGCAGGCGUCUCUGCGCAGACGGGGCAAGAGGCAGAAAAAAAGGUCGAGACGCCUUGCGAGAAAGAAAGCGACAAGUCGGCCGGUCGGAUCACAACGGCGGAUCUCCUCGCACAAGUCAACCGCUCGUGGCUCCAAAGGACGAAUCGGUUCUCGGCUUCUCGGCACGCGACCGAGAAGGCGAACGAGACGGAAGGAGACGCGCCCUACGUUUCUUCCCGUCAAGACCCGCGCACGGAGGCGCUCGAGGGCGCAGGGCGAAGCAGCCGGGAGACCGACGGGGCGUCCCAGCGUGGCGAGGAGGAAGCAAAGGAGGCCGGGUUUCCGCCUGGCGGCUGGGUGUCCGAGUUCGACGCGCCUCCGCAAGAAGAGCCGUUUUUGCCGCACUUCUUAGCUGGGCGUCGAAGCCGCCGGAGACGUCCCGCGACAAAGGCCAAACCGGAAGUCUCUGAAGAGACGCAGGCCGAUGAGGAAGCAGCGUCUGCGCCCUCCUCGGAUUCGCACCCCGCGUCGGCGACUUCGCCGGGCGCCUCUGCGCUCUUGAGCGCUCAGCCGUCCAUCUCGGCUUUCUCGCGCCGUCUGAUCGACUACGAGCUGAAGCGGCAGGCAGACGAGGCCGCAUUGGCGCGAGGCCUCCUGUCUCCGCCGCGGGAGUCGGAGACAACGUGUCUCUCGCGAGACCAGUCUGCGCCGCCUGCGUCGCCGGGCGGCGCGUCGCGGCGUCCGGCAGGCGUCCUCCCACUCCGGUCUCUCGUCCUGCCGCUCGCUGCGCGGACUGGCGACGGGCGGGACGAAGGCCAGGAGAAGCGCGAGGCGUGUCCUGUGGGAGGCGGUGGAAAUGCAGGCGGUUCGCGUCCCUUUGUGUCUGCGCAGGCGCAGGCGGUCGCUGAGGACGGAUUGAGUGCGGCCGGGGGUGCCGAUCCACGCGAAGACAAACGAUGGCCGAGGCGGUUUCGAGGUCGGCGCGGUUCGUCCUCGCGGGCGCUCCCGUUUCCCAGGGAGGUGGAAGAGGCAGUUGCGCCAGGCGAGGGAGACUCGGGCGAAGAAGAGAGAGAGAAAGGACCACGCGACGAGGGAAGUGAUCCAGAAGGCGGGCCGUCGGCGUCUCCGUCUGCCGGGUGCGGGAUCAGCAGACAGGACGGCAGUCAGCCGCGAGAGCCGCGAGAGGCGAAGCCUGUCUCUGGCGAUCGCAGGCGCGAGAAGGAGAAGACGCCGAACGUGUUUUCGCCUUUCCAGGCUUCACCCACAGAAGGCGUAGGCAAGUUGAUCGUCAUCGACGGCAGCAACGUGGCGAUGCGCCACGGCGGCGGAAGGACGGCGGGGCUCACCAAGGCGUUUUCCACGAAAGGCAUUCAACAGGCUGUCGAACACUACACGACGCGGGGGUACACCGUGCGGGUCUUUCUCCCGGACUACGUCCUCAGCUACACAAGCGUGGGCGAGGCGAAACGCAUGCAGAAGAUGGCUUUCCCCGUCAAGGAGCAGUUGGCGACGCGAAUUCCAGACUCCCUGGAUGCUCUCCACGAGCUCAUGCGCGCAGGCCUCGUCGUCAACACGCCUUCCCAAGACUACGACGAUUCCUACGCGAUCAUGUACGCCAUGAAGCACGACGGAUGCAUCGUCACAAACGACCUGUAUCGCGACUUUAUAACAAAGAACGACAAUCCACACGCGAUACGCAGGUGGAUGAAGCUGCAUCUCAUCUCCUUCGUCUUCAUCGAAGACGAGUUUAUCCCCAACCCCGACUUCCGCUGGCCCACGCUUCCUCAACCCGACACGUCCUAG